This is a messenger RNA of Parathielavia appendiculata, 1539 nucleotides long. RefSeq lists its product as uncharacterized. Bases 1 to 1539 code for a protein of 512 amino acids. NCBI's taxonomy places the organism in Eukaryota, Fungi, Ascomycota, Sordariomycetes, Sordariales, Chaetomiaceae. The record is from RefSeq and is a predicted model, not a curated record. The transcript is spliced from 2 exons.
AUGUCGGCAGCCUUAUCCUCGUGGUUUAGUUCCCUAACAUCAUGUUUCGGCACUCGAAAGAGGACUGGAACAAGUAAGUCCGGUCGGGUUCUCGUAUCUGGCUAUGUGCUAAACCUGGCAGGCAUUGAAAAGAACAUCGUCGUCUUGCGAGACCAGCCUGCCGCCAUCCCACGGCCGUCGGCGGAGCCGCUAUGGUCGAGUGAGAGGACGUAUGAGAAGACGCUAGAGCGUGAGAGGGAGAGGACGCGACUUAGGAGACCAGCUAGCAGGGGGAGUUUUGCUAGGAAAAACUGGUUUGGAAGGCCCUCAUCAUCAGUACACCGGCUGCGGAUAUCAGGGCCGACCAAUUUCCGUCACCUACAAUCCGAGUCAUUCCAGUUUCCACCGCAGCCGUCGCGGCCACGCCCGCGUUCGUUCCGCCCGAUCGAGCUGAGUAUCUACGAGCCACAAAACCGGUUAUCACCAAUUCUGCCGCACCUCGAGUGGGAUAUCACGCCACCACCGCGGGCCUACACGGCCAACAGCUCUCGAUGGGAUGCCAGCAGCGGCACGACGCUCCACAACGAGCGGAGCUUCUCGUCAAUGUCAUUCCACCUCCCUCGAAAGCAUGUCCGACAUGAGUCUGGCCUCUCGGACACCAGCAUGAAUCCGCCAAGGAUACCGCCCAAGUCACGAGCGCGUGCGUCCACCGCUCCUAACCCCGGGCGUAUCGUUGAAAGAAUUGCCAGUGCGAUCCUCGAGAAAGAGCGGCUGCUGGCCGAGAUCGACUCGGUGAUUGAGCGGCAGAGUAUCUAUUUGGGCAGCCGGCCCUCAACCGGCUAUGACAUGCGGGACCUCGAGCCAAUGCCGUCAAUCCCGGCGCUGCCUGCGGCAGCCCCCUCAUUUGCGGAGCGACUCAGCAUCGAUGACCGCCCGCGCACCGCUCCGUCCCAGAUGAGAAGCAUAACGGUGCAAGAAAAGACGCUGGAGCUCACGGCCGCCGCACAGUCUCAGCCAUCACAAACGCCCUACGACGCCUCUCAAUAUCGCUCCUCCCGCGAAAACGACGACGAGCACCGCGAACCGCCGCUGGCCCCUCCUCUCCCCCUCGUCUUGAGGCCACCACUACGCAAGAAGAAGUCCUUCUCGCGCAUCUCCAACUGGCUGUUCCACCCGGACGAGACCCGUCAGAGCAGCACCGACUCGUCACCAACCAUGGUUAUAACCACGUCGCCGCGGCCCAUCAAAGAUUCCGACGGCUUUUAUCAAUGCUUGGCGCCGCCCGAGGGCCUGCCGCGCACCAGCAUGGAGACGUCGUCGUCAGUCUACACGUGGGAGUCACGGUCAGAAGACGACGAAGAGGAGACUAAGACGGUGCCUACCACGACGGCCUGGUCGCCGGAGCAGACGCCUAAGCAGGGGUCGUCAAGGCAUACCACGCCCGUGAUCGGGGUGGCUAAGGCAGGGUCAGGAUCCGAGAAGGGGACAAGAGGCGCGCUGGGCGUCGCUGCUAACUCUUUGGACGGACACCGGCCGCUGAGCGUAGGUGUUGCGAUUUAG